This is a messenger RNA of Argiope bruennichi, 1209 nucleotides long. RefSeq lists its product as uncharacterized. NCBI's taxonomy places the organism in Eukaryota, Metazoa, Arthropoda, Arachnida, Araneae, Araneidae. The transcript has 3 exons. The coding region runs from base 127 to 870 and encodes 247 amino acids. The record is from RefSeq and is a predicted model, not a curated record.
UGGGAGCGAGCUCCUCUCUCUUCCAUUUCGAACGCAUCCCUGCAUCACCCAACAAGAAAUCAUCUAUCUGGAGGCCCUCCGAUAAUUUUUGUUAGCAGUUCUCCAUAUUUGGCCUCAGAUUUUAAAAUGCUGCUGUAUAUCCCCUUCUUCGCAUCGGUGGCAAUCAGCUGCGUACUGGCCGCCCCUGGACAAGGUGGUGCAAGAAAUAAUCUUCUGAGACUAGCUCGAGAAGACAAAUCCUCAAGACUUCACCUAGAUUUCAACGGAGCUGAUGUCAUCCGCAACCUGUUAGCCGCCAGAUCCUUGGACCGACUUGGUGGUGGAGAGGUUAUCCGAAUCUUGGACCCCUUAACUGGAGGUCAGAUGCUCAAAUCUUUGGAACAGCUCAGCUCUGGUCAAGGACUCAACUCCCUGGACAACUUCAGGGGUGGUGAGGUCCUCAGCGUCCUGGACAGGCUGACAGGAGGAGAUUUCAUCAACUCUUUGGACAUGGUUGAAGGCGUUACUGUCAUGGCAGCUCUAGACAAGGCACGACAGGCCAAAAUGAGGCACAGACCAGCCCCUAAACGUACCUUAGACACCCUCACUGGAAUGGCAUUUGGAGAAAGCAAGAGAUUCGAUUCCCUAAGUGGAUCCACCUUCGGACUCAGCAAGAGAGAUUUCGAUGAGAUCGACAAUGUUGGUUUCACUGGUUUUGCCAAAAGAGGAUGGGGAUCCUACGGCAGAGGAAGAGGCAACAGUCUGGCUCUAGCGAAGAAGAAUUUUGAUGAGAUCGACAGAGCUGGGUUUGAAACCUACAAUAAGAGGAAUUUUGAUGAAAUCGAUCGAGCAGGAUUCGAAACUUUUGAAAAGAGAGAUAGGAAAGAUUAGAUUUUUUUCCAGGUAGGUUUAUUCAUCCAUCACUUUAGAAGAAAGCUGUCAUUUGUGUAAUAGGAAGAAAAGAAGAACUUACCAGUGAAAUGGCGAGAAGACAAGUUCUUACAAAAUUAUUGUCAGAGAACUUAUUUCUGCUGGACUAAGAAUCAAGAACAAUUUCUUUCAUUUUUCUUCUGUCGUCUGAAAUCAAAUAAACACUGUUCUAGAACUUGGAUGCUUUUCUUCUCAUCUGUUUAAUGUAUUAUUGUAUUGCCCCCUUGUGUCACUACUCAUUGUUCUGUGUCUAUUUGUAUAGUUUUGUUGCAAAAUUAAAGACCAAAUAUUUAAAAUUAA